AUGGAUUCUAAGCGGCAGGACAAGUCCGAGUCAACGUACUAUCCCGGGAUGUGGCGGAUUCCUACAAAUCCCAAGCACUGUUGCAUCUAUAGAGUCCCAGACUGUAUGCGUNGAGUAAACCCAGAAGCAUAUACCCCUCAACUAGUCCUCAUUGGACCUCUUAACCAUUCUUUAAAAUCUCAAGCCCUCAAAUCUCGUGGAGAUAUCACAAACGCAAAGUCUAUGGGCUACUUAAACAUGGAGGCGCACAAGAAGUUUUCCCUAGCGGAAUUUGUCAAAAGGGUUGAUGGGCAAGAAACCAUUGAUGGGUUCAAGAGAAUAAUCGAAGAAAACGAAGAGAUAAUCAGGGAAAGCUACUUAGAAUCAACGGCCUGGAUUGAAUCUUCUGAGUUCGUGGAGAUGAUCCUGCACGACUCUGUUUUCAUAAUAGAGUUCAUUUUGAGAUUUUGCUACAAGUACGACGUGGAAAGAUUGACUGAGAAAUUAGGGGAUCCUCUCAUGGACGAGCCUUGUCUGGCAUACACACUCCAUAAUGAUCUCAUCUUGCUCGAGAACCAGCUUCCUUAUUUUAUCCUAGAGAAACUCUUUGAUCCAAUCUUGCUCUAG
Molecule: messenger RNA, 606 nt
Organism: Arabis nemorensis
Lineage: Eukaryota; Viridiplantae; Streptophyta; Magnoliopsida; Brassicales; Brassicaceae
Source: the annotation of a GenBank genome assembly